This is a messenger RNA of Staurois parvus, 291 nucleotides long. The record is from the annotation of a GenBank genome assembly. Lineage: Eukaryota; Metazoa; Chordata; Amphibia; Anura; Ranidae.
ACUGCGGACACAGUACAGGAGAUGACCAGAGACUGCGGACACAGUACAGGAGAUGACCAGAGACUGCGGACACAGUGCAGGAGAUGACCAGAGACUGCGGACACAGUACAGGAGAUGACCAGAGACUGCGGACACGGUACAGGGAUGACCAGAGACUGCGGACACAGUACAGGGAUGACCAGAGACUGCGGACACAGUACAGGAGAUGACCAGAGACUGCAGACACAGUACAGGGAUGACCAGAGACUGCGGACACAGUACAGGGAUGACCAGAGACUGCGGACACAGUAC